This is a messenger RNA of Phlebotomus papatasi, 1945 nucleotides long. RefSeq names its product dopamine receptor 2 (gene Dop1R2). The transcript is spliced from 3 exons. Gene Ontology annotation, molecular function: adrenergic receptor activity. Gene Ontology annotation, biological process: adenylate cyclase-activating adrenergic receptor signaling pathway. The record is from RefSeq and is a predicted model, not a curated record. Gene Ontology annotation, cellular component: membrane. Bases 65 to 1450 code for a protein of 461 amino acids. NCBI's taxonomy places the organism in Eukaryota, Metazoa, Arthropoda, Insecta, Diptera, Psychodidae.
GCAAUUCAUAUGGGUACAAGUACUGUUAAAUGGUAAAAAAAGGCGCGGACGCGGGGGAGUAAUAAUGAAUAACGUAAGUACGGAUUAUUUAUGGGAGUUUUCAGUAAUCACAAUUGAAAAUGGAUCUGCGAAUGCGAGCAGUGAAAAUGACGAAUACAUUUUCCUCACGGCACUCACCACCGCCAACGACUGCUGCGUCACGCAGCCCAACUUUGUGGCAUAUAUGGACGCCCUGUCCAACGACAGCCUGGGACUCCUCGUCUUCCUGCUCCUCUUCUCUGUCACCACAGUGUUCGGCAACACCCUCGUGAUCCUGGCUGUAAUCCGGGAGCGCUAUCUCCAUACGGCCACAAAUUACUUCGUCACGAGUCUAGCUGUUGCAGACUGCCUCGUAGGUCUGGUGGUAAUGCCCUUUUCGGCCCUCUAUGAGGUCCUGGAGAACACAUGGUUCUUCGGUACGGACUGGUGUGAUAUCUGGCGUUCGCUCGAUGUACUAUUUAGCACAGCAUCCAUUCUUAAUCUCUGUGUGAUCAGUUUGGACCGCUACUGGGCCAUCACGGACCCCUUCACCUACCCCAUGCGAAUGAGUCGGAGACGAGCAGCCGCUCUCAUUGCAGUGGUAUGGGUAUGUUCCUGUGCCAUCAGUUUUCCCGCUAUCGUAUGGUGGCGAGCUGCUCGUGAGGGCGAUAUGCCACCCUUCAAGUGCACCUUUACCGAACACCUCGGCUACCUCGUCUUCUCUUCCACAAUCUCCUUCUACCUGCCUCUGCUCGUCAUGGUUUUCACCUAUUGCCGCAUCUAUCGUGCCGCCGUGGUGCAGACGCGCUCCCUCAAGCUGGGCACAAAACAGGUCCUAAUGGCCUCCGGAAAGCUUCAGCUCACCCUCCGUAUCCAUCGUGGCGGCACAACACGUGAGGGCCUCAACAUGCAUGCCGCAUCCACGGCCACUUCCACACCCGAGGACCCCGAAGAAGAACCUCUCUCGGCUCUUCAUAACAACGGCAUUGCUCGCCAUCGGCAGAUGGGCAAAAACUUCUCCCUAUCACGCAAACUAGCCAAGUUUGCCAAGGAGAAGAAAGCCGCCAAGACGUUGGGCAUCGUGAUGGGUGUCUUCAUCGUAUGCUGGCUCCCCUUCUUUGUCGUCAAUCUCCUCUCGGGCUUCUGUAUACAAUGCAUAGCCCACGAAGAGAUUGUAUCGGCUGUCGUUACAUGGCUCGGCUGGAUCAAUUCCAGCAUGAAUCCCGUCAUCUAUGCAUGCUGGAGUCGAGAUUUCAGAAGAGCAUUCCUUCGGAUACUAUGUGUGUGCUGUCCUCGGAAACUUCGGCGGAAAUACCAACCGAAAAUGAAAUCAAAAUCUCUGAGAACCACAACACGUCGAUGUUACUCAUCUUGUUCCUUACAUGGAAUACAACAUGUCCGUCAGAACUCUUGUGAACAAACAUACAUAUAGUUAAGUCCCCCUUGAUACACCCUUUUACCUCUCUUUAACAAAGACAAAACAAUAUUUUUCUCUGUUUUAUAUCAAAUGGAAUAUAUAUAUAUAUAUAUAUAUACAUAAUAGCUAAAAUUGUACCGACUAUCAUUGUCAUAUUUGUAAAAUGAAAAGGAGACAGGUGGGCAAGAGAUAAUGAGAGAUUUUAAUAGCAGAGCAACAGCAAUAACUCUUUACAAACUGAUUAUAAAGAGUAUUUUCUCAAUGGGGGGGGGGGGGGGGGAAUCUCUGUUUGUACAUCUCUUUUCCAGGGGGCUGAAAUAGGGCAGAUUUUAGGGGUGGGACAAUGGUGGGAGAUGGGAGAGGCUGGAAAAUGAUGGCAAGAGAUAGAAAUUGUUUGACAAAAUGGGAUUAUUUGUAUAUAAAAAGCAUUACUAAAUGUGUAUAUAAAUGUAUUAAUGUGUAUUAUAAUGUACAAGAUGAUGGGAGAAAAACAGAAAAUCUCGACUAAAA